UUUACAGAUGCGGUUGAGGUCCAGAGAGCUUGACCCGUCUGUCACAUACCUAGCAAGUGCUGGAACCAGGACUCUUUCCCAGGUUUUCUCUGAGUUUUCCGCCUUUUUCCUUUCACCACACUCAAUUGCGUUUCUCAGAAUCUUGGAGAGCUUUAUAGUUGGAAAGAAUGAAAACCUGGUCUGACUCUUCAUUUUAUAAUUGAGGAAACAAAACCCAGUAGAUGUUCACAAGGAUUGUCUUCAGUCAUGGCCUUGGGUUUAAAGUGCUUCCGCUUGGUCUCGCCUGCCCUGUGCAACUCCCUCGCAGCCUUGACCAGACCUGUUUCAGAAGUUCCGCUGAAGACAGUGAGCAGAAGACAAAAUGACCAUGGGCAAGAUGUGGCCUGUCCCGCUGUACCAGUCCGUCAUUUUGCUACCAAGAAAGCCAAAGCCAAAGGGAAAGGACAGUCCCAAACUAGAGUGAAUCUUAACACUGCCUUGGUUGAGGAUAUAAUCAGCUUGGAAGAGGUGGAUGAAGAAAUGAAGUCUGUGAUGGAAGCACUCAAGGAUAAUUUCAAUAAGACUGUCAAUAUAAGGACCUCACCAGGAUCCCUUGAUCACAUCACUGUGGUAACUGCUGAUGGGAAGCUUGCUUUAAACCAGAUUGGCCAGAUCUCCAUGAAGUCGCCACAGCUGAUUUUGGUGAAUAUGGCCAGUUUCCCAGAGUGUACAGCUGCAGCUAUCAAGGCUAUAAGAGAAAGUGGAAUGAAUCUGAACCCAGAAGUAGAAGGGACACUAAUUCGGGUACCCAUUCCCAAAGUAACCAGAGAGCACAGGGAAAUGCUGGUGAAACUGGCCAAACAGAACACCAACAAGGCCAAAGACUCUUUACGGAAGGUUCGUACCAAUGCAAUGAACAAGCUGAAGAAAUCAAAGGACAAGGCCUCGGAGGACACCAUUAGGCUCAUAGAGAAACAGAUCAGCCAAAUGGCCGAUGACACAGUUGCAGAGCUGGACAGGUAUCUGGCAGUGAAGACCAAAGAACUCCUUGGAUGAAAAUCCACAAGGGGCCAGCAGUAAUCCAGAGCCCAGUUUGGGAUGGAUCCCAUGAGUGACAAAGUGGCAUCUCGCAGCCCCAUCCACACGGAAGGCCGUCACCAUGCAGUUGUCAGUCCUUCUGAGGGCUGCCCUUCCAGUGGGACACUCAUACCUAUCCACUCUCAUCCUCCUAUCCCCUGUCCACCCCAUUCUGCUCUAGGCCUUCGGCCAUGGGUACCCCUUGAAGAAUAUUUGCUGACCUUUACUUGGGGCAUUUGCCUUGACUGUGACAACACCAAGCGACAGGACCAGUGGCAGACUUAGCACCACCUGGUCCUCAUCUCGGGAGCCUCCUUUUCAAACAAUUAGUCGGGCCCUGUCCCCAAGUUUGAGCUCUGCUGAGGCUGAUGUUGGCCUUCACUUGUGGCUGGAUACCUUUGCAAGAGGCCCAUUUUCAUCAACAAUAAAGUCUAAAUAAAUUGGAAAGAAUAACAACCACGAAGGAAAGGAUAGAGUCAGUCUGGAUUAAUGAUCUCUCCGGACCUGUAUAUAAAGCAUCCAGAACAGUA
Equus quagga is the source of this 1586-nucleotide messenger RNA. It is a transcript of the gene MRRF, whose product is annotated as mitochondrial ribosome recycling factor. Bases 247 to 1035 code for a protein of 262 amino acids. Gene Ontology annotation, molecular function: ribosomal large subunit binding. Gene Ontology annotation, biological process: translation. The record is from RefSeq and is a predicted model, not a curated record. The transcript is spliced from 7 exons. Gene Ontology annotation, cellular component: mitochondrion. Lineage: Eukaryota; Metazoa; Chordata; Mammalia; Perissodactyla; Equidae.